Molecule: messenger RNA, 516 nt
Organism: Ziziphus jujuba (common jujube)
Lineage: Eukaryota; Viridiplantae; Streptophyta; Magnoliopsida; Rosales; Rhamnaceae
Exons: 4
Coding region: 1-516 (171 amino acids)
Source: RefSeq, a predicted model, not a curated record
AUGUAUGUGUUUGGAGAUUCUCUGGUAGAUGUUGCUGAGAAAGUUGGGGUGCCAGUUCCACCACCGUAUCUUUCCCUGCUGUCAGAGUAUAGAAACAACACGGUGAAGUUCCAGACUGGUGUUAACUUCGACUCUGCAGGUCACUCUGUUACAGACAAGCUCCUACCAAAAUCAAUCUUUGCCAUUAUCAUUGGGAGCAUUGACAUUUAUACAUUUGCUAAAUCAUCCAAUCUUCGCAGCAUUGCAACCCCUACAAAGUAUGUUAAGUCGAAGGCUAAUGAACUUGCAAAACCAACAGAGGUAGUUAACAAAGCAGUACUAAUUUACUUCCAAAACAUUUCAAUGAGGGUAGGAGCUCUGGGAUGCACCCCUUGGCAAAGAGUUGAGAGCGAAUCUGAAGAAUGCGAUGUAGAGUUGAACAUCAUGUCACAUAUGUACCAUUACGCUCUGACUUCACAUUUAAAGGAAUUGCAAUCAAACUUGAAGGACUUUCACUACUACACCUUCAAUGCUUGA